Messenger RNA from Pectinophora gossypiella (pink bollworm), 1934 nucleotides. Its product is annotated as oocyte zinc finger protein XlCOF6-like. The transcript has 3 exons. Gene Ontology annotation, biological process: regulation of transcription by RNA polymerase II. The record is from RefSeq and is a predicted model, not a curated record. Gene Ontology annotation, cellular component: nucleus. Bases 166 to 1782 code for a protein of 538 amino acids. Gene Ontology annotation, molecular function: DNA-binding transcription factor activity, RNA polymerase II-specific; RNA polymerase II transcription regulatory region sequence-specific DNA binding. NCBI's taxonomy places the organism in Eukaryota, Metazoa, Arthropoda, Insecta, Lepidoptera, Gelechiidae.
UCUUAAACAUAAACUGUUACUUUUGUGAAACAAAAGAAGCUAUUCAAUUUAUUGUGAUUUUGGAAAGUGGCUACGAUUCUUGUGAAAAACUGAGAAAAUUUGAAGAAAAUUACGUGUUUCGUUUCGUAAAUACAGUUUAGCAGCCAUAUUUGGCUAUUAAGCAAGAUGGACGACCAGCAAACUGCAGAAGAGAUCAGACAACCCGAACAAGUUCUUGUUAAAACUGAAACCUUUCGAGUGGAUAUUGAAGUGGAGGAAGACUAUGUAGAGCCUCACGUCAACCCGGCGAUGAAGGUGGAAGUGAAGAUCGAGGGGGAACCAGCUAGAGACGGGAACUUCGCACAAUUUAUUGGAGAUCCAGUUCACACGAACAGAAAUUUCGAGCAAAUGUUUGUUGGUGACACAGUUCCCAGAAACGGGAAUUUCGAGCAAAUAUUUUCUGCAGAUCCGAUUCCCACGAAUAGAAAUUUCGAGCAAAUGUUUGCCGCCGCUCAGCACGCGUUUUAUAGCAACGAUGCGUGCGGCGAGUCAGCAGCACCUGCAGAAAUGAAGGCUGUUACCGAUAAAGUUUACGAACAUGGACGAAUCAACAGGAUCAUUUGCCCGAAGUGUGGCAAGAGCUUCAAGAACAGGGCAAACUUGAAGCAACAUUUAAAAUACGUGCAUGCUACGGAAGAUUCCGCUGUUGAAUGCAACAUAUGUUACCGGACCUUUAAAUCUGCAGCGCAUCUGCGAACGCACAUAGCCUCAGUGCACUACGAGAAUAAGGAAAUCACUUGCGAAUAUUGCAAGAAGACGUUUUUUAACAAGAAGAAGUUGGCGAAUCAUAUCUUCUACACGCAUCCACAACCUGAGGAGACUUCUGAAUGCGAGAUUUGCAAGAAGAGUUACAAAAACAGAUACGCAUUGAAGCUUCAUGUUAGACAGGUGCACCCUACAGACGAUAGGUGUGCUGUGUGUCCUAUAUGCCAGAAGGCCUUCAAAAGCGAGACAUUGGUUCAAAGGCAUGUUAAAUGGAGACAUCCAGCUGACGGUAUGGUGUACAAGUGUACGGAAUGCGGGCGAACUCUCCCGUCGAUUCUAUGUUACAGGAAGCAUAUAAAAAAUGUACAUUCCAAUCAGAUUUUCUCGUGCAACCUUUGUGGUAAGACAUUCAAAAGUGAGAAAACUUUGGAGCGACACGAGAAGAAUAUUCACAGCGGCAUAAAACCCGAAGCGAAAGUCUACAAGACGGGAGACUUGAAAUGUCCAGAAUGUAAUAAAUACUUCACUACAGACACCGCGUUGGAUUGGCAUUACGAGAGAUCGCAUUCGUCAAAUCGACGGUUAUCCAACUGUGGCAUAUGCGGGAAGGAAUUAUCCGACUUUGCCAGCGUUAAGCGACAUAUUGAAAUGUGUCAUUCUUUAGAAACGGCUACUUGCCAUAUAUGUAAUAAGGAGUUCAAGUCUUAUCUGAACUUGCAACGGCAUAUAACGGUUACUCAUGCGCCUCCAGACAAGUUAGUCACCUGUGAAAUAUGCCAGAAAUCCUUCAAAUGCGCCAUGCAUUUGAGGAUUCAUGAGAACUCAGUUCACCCGAAAGACGGGUCGUGGUCGUGUGAUAUUUGCAACAAAGAAUUUUCGUCCAAGAAAUAUAUGGUCAAACACAGAAAGACUCACGUAGCGACUAAGGACUUUCCCUGCCCACUGUGUCAUAAGUUCUUCAAGUGCGCAGGUGACGUUACGAAGCACAGGAAACGGGUACAUUUGGGACACGAAGUGGAAGUUAUCAUUGGUGAUUGAGAACAUCGGAUAGGCAUUUGCAUGUUUGCAUAUGCAAAUGUUUGCACCCCGGCACUUCUGUGCCUUUCUAAGCACGGAAUCGUCUUGUACAUGGAAUAGGAGAAAUAGGGUGGAAACAAUGGCGGCCCGAGGAGCGAGGUGUGCCACCGGAC